Messenger RNA from Mytilus californianus (California mussel), 8769 nucleotides. Its product is annotated as carbohydrate sulfotransferase 11-like. Gene Ontology annotation, molecular function: sulfotransferase activity. Lineage: Eukaryota; Metazoa; Mollusca; Bivalvia; Mytilida; Mytilidae. Gene Ontology annotation, biological process: carbohydrate biosynthetic process. Gene Ontology annotation, cellular component: membrane. Bases 128 to 1180 code for a protein of 350 amino acids. The transcript is spliced from 4 exons. The record is from RefSeq and is a predicted model, not a curated record.
UAACUUUUUGGUGAAAAAGUGAGCUCAUAAAAGUUGCAGUUUGAGAAGCUAGCUAACAAAGGAGUUGUUGUUGGCCAGUUUCGGCUGUGUACGAUGGUAGAAAAAUGCUCAGAUAGUUAGAUUUGCUAUGUGGCGGAUGAUGAAGUUUAGACGAUGGUAUGGGAGUCUAGUUGCCAUUUUGCUAUUCCCUUCCAUUGUUAUAGUCUUAUAUUCAGUGGUAUCUGUUCCUGUACCUAAAGUAAAAUUAAGAUUGAUCCCAAAUGAAAUCCAGACCAAAAGUGCUGAUAAGAUAUUCAACAAUCAAAACAAUCAGUUAUCCAAUCUGACAGAAAUCCGUCAAUUUCGUUACAAAAAUCUACUGUCCUCCUGCCAACAGUUAAAAAGCCGAGGUUUGAUACAGAACAGCAUUACAAAGAAAUCUUUAUCUCACAUUUUAGUAGAUGACCGCUACAAAGUAUUAUUUUGCUACAUACCAAAAGUUGCCUGUACAAAUCUUAAGAGAGUAUUUUUAUUAUUAACAGGCAAAAUGAAUGCUACUGAUCCUAUGGCAUUAAAAGCUGCAGAUGUACAUUUAACAUACGACAAAUAUCUCACUUAUUUAGAUAGUUUUUCAGAGGAUGAAGUACAGUUUAAAUUAGAAAAUUACAAGAAAAUUAUCAUGGUGAGGGAACCUUUUGAGAGACUCCUUUCAGCAUACAGAAACAAAUUCACAGAAAAAAGUCCAUAUUUCCACAAACGGUUUGGUCGAAAAAUUAUAAGAAGGUACAGGAAUAAUCCAAGACAGGAAGAUAUAGAGAAAGGAAACACUGCCAAAUUUGAUGAAUUUGUACAGUACAUUACAGAUCCAGUUACCAUAGAAACAGAAGGUUUAAAUGAGCAUUGGGACCUUUAUUCAUCUCUAUGUCAACCAUGCUUAAUCAAUUAUGAUUUUGUUGGUAAAUAUGAAACCCUUGACGAUGAUAUAGAUUAUAUAAUGCAUGAUUUAGGAAUAGAUACAUUUAUACAGUUUCCAAAACGGGGUGCUGCAUAUAAAAAGAAAAGAACAAAAGAUACAUUUACACAGUUUUAUAGCAAUAUAUCAAAAAUUGAUCUAGGAAAACUUUGGAAAAUUUAUAGACAAGAUUACAAAUUAUUUUCUUAUACAUACCCAGAUAUAAUCAAAAGGGAUGAUGAUUUUUAAAGUCGUCUAAGAAAUAAAAAUUUGUGUUUAUUUGAAUGCAGAAAGUGUAUAACAUUAAUCUCUUCAUGGUUGCUAAGUUACUCAUGUUCAAGUUCAACUUGGUAAUUUCAAAAUACAAUUUAAGUUUGAAUACUGUUAAUCUGUAUGUUAAAAAUACAAUUGUAAUGAAUUUUUUAUUAGACUUCUGUAUAUUUUUGUCAGAAGUCUUUUUUUAUUAACACUUAAGCUAUCCAUAAGAAUUUUCUCCAAAACCUUCUUACAUUUUAUAGCAAAAUAUUAAAGGUAACAAUUUAAUAUGGUGUGUCUUGUUAAAGGAAUAUUAUGGAUAAUAAAAAAAAACAAUAAAUAUUAGUAUUCUGCACCCUUUUUUAUAAGGAAUAUAUACAUGUACUGUUAAGGGAAUAUGAUAUAAGAUCCACAUUUUUUUUCAGAAAUUUUUACAUAAGUAGAGUUUUAGUGGGAAAAAAAAUAUUUACCUUUGAUUUUUUCUUACAAUUUUAGCAUAACAUUCUUAAAGCAAUACACAAUUAGUUGCAAAAAAAAAGAUGGGGGUCAGUGCAUUUAUUUUUAUACGCUUGUCAAUUUUUGAUGGGACGUAUUAUGGUAUACAAAUGUCCUGUGUCCGUCUGUCUGUCCGGGGUAAACAUGUCGCACCGUAACUUAAGAAUGACUUAUUCAAAUUUCAUGAAACUUAACAUAGUUGUUUCUUAUGAUGGUCAAACGAUCUGUAUACUUUUUGGUGAAAAUAAGAUUAAAACUUUUUGAGUUACGGGACUUAGUAACUAAAACAGGUGUGUGUUUUUUUUCACAUGUCGCGCCGUAUCUCAAAAACAUUUUAUGAUUAUUGCUUAAAACUUUACACACUUCUUAGUUAUAUUAAUCUUAAGAUCUGUAUACUUUUUGGUGAUGAUUCAAAAUUAUAUUUUAGAGAUAUUGAGUAUUUUGUUAAAAAAGGGGGAGGGGUUUUUCACAUGUCGCGCCGUAUCUCAAAAACAGUUUAUGAUUAUUGCUUAAAACUUUACACACUUCUUACUUAUAUUAACCUUAAGAUCUGUAUACUUUUUGGUGAUGAUUCAAAAUUUUAUUUUUGAGUUAUUGAGUAUUUUGUAAAAAAAAGGGGGAGGGGUUUUUCACAUGUCGCGCCGUAUCUCAAAAACGAUUUAUGAUUAUUCCUUUAAAUUUUACACACUUCUUAGUUAUAUUAGUCUAAAGAUCUGUAUACUUUUUGGUUUUGAUUCAAAAUUUUAUUUUUGAGAUAUUGAUUUUUUUUUUUUAAAGGGGGGUUUUCACAUGUCGCGCCGUAUCUCAAAAACAAUUUAUGAUUAUUGCUUAAAAUUUUACACACUUCUUAGUUAUAUUAAUUUUAAGAUCUGUAUACUUUUUGGUUUUGAUUCAAAAUUUUAUUUUAGAGAUAUUGAGUUUUUUGUAAAAAAAAAGGGGGGUUUUCGCAUGUCAGGCCGUAUGUCAGAAACUAUUUAUGCUUAUUGCAUAAAAAUUCACACACAAGACGACGGGCGUAUCAUGCGCUCAUGGCGCAGCUGUUUAUUAUAUACUGUCCCCUGUACUGAUCCAUAUCAUUUUGUGGUGCUAAAUAAUAAUGCAGUUAAUUUCUUAAUGUAACAGUUGGUUUGCAUGCUUUUUUACCAAACAUCAUAACUUAACCAUCGUCAUUUAUUUGAAAUUCUGAUUAAAGAAAAGUAAUCAGCCUUUACUGGCCUUGAGCUUUAUGUCAUGCAGAUAAUUUCACAGGCUUCCAUAGACAGCAUAUCCAUUUUUUGUUUGGAACUGCUUUCAAAUUCAUGCAACUGGUUCAAUAAUGUCAGUGAAUUUUGGAUUUUGCCUUUUAUUCACAAAGUUGCAAAGCAACUGGUUAAACUUAGAUGUUUUAUUAUCUGACUCUGACUGCUUCUGUAUUGUACACCCUGAAAAAAAAUCUUUUGAAAAUAGUUGUUACAAAAUGAGUAUGUGGCAAAUAUGUGUGUGUCAUUAACAGUUAAGAUCCAUAAAUUGCAGUUGAUGUUAUAUAAUGUUGGGAUUCAAAAGCACUUACAUUAAUUUUGCAAAGUCCCAUUAUUUUUAUAGUCUAAUGUGAAUAAAUCUCUUUUUUACAUUUCCAUUUUGAUUGUACUUAAACAUAUGCAUGAUACAUAUAUACUUUAUCCCUUUUGUAGAACUUUAUUAUCUUAUUGUUUAAAUUUGUAUUGAAUCAUGUUUCACAUGUUAUUUUUCUGAUCUCAGGAAUGUGAUAUAUAUUUACCAAUUCUACAGAAAUCCUUCUAAAUUUAAACAUAAACUGUAAUUGCUGAUUUUUACAUUUUUACAAUUUUAUUUUUUCAAUAUAUUUCAAGUAUAUAAUACAAGAAAAUGUGUAAUGAAAUAUUGCAUUUUAAAAGUCUUGAAGGUAGACUGAUUUAAAAAUAAUAGAUAGACUAAUGUUUAUUUUUUCAGCAAUUAAUUAAUAAAACUAUGUUAUGCCUAUAUAUUUUGUGAUCAGAUAUUAGCAAUAUCAAUUGUAUGAAAAUAUUGUGGUUGUGUACACUCUUAGUCUAUCUUUUUGUUUGUGCAUCCAUCCCAUAUCAGGUUAAAGAUAACAGGACCUAAAUGUAUCAUGGAUUUUUAUGAAAUUUUGCAAGCAACUAGGCCAUGUGGAAGUGCAUAAAAAUGUCAAAAAUUAAGUAACAUAAAUAAUUUCUUGGGUGAGCCUAAUUGAAUAUUUGAAGGAGACGUACAAAUGUAUAGGAUGCCAUAGAUAUCACAAAAAAAUAUUACCUUUCCACAAAAACCUCUCUUAGAAUUUUCUAUAAAGUUAUGUGUUAUUACCACUAAAAUCCCUUUUUUAUGCCCCGCCACAAUGGAGGGGGCAUUAAGUGUUAUCCUUGUCCUUCUGUACAUCCAUAUGUACAUCCUAAAGUUAGUUUCUGUUCUCCAAUUUUAGUUUGCCUCAACCAAAUGUUAUGAAACUUAUAUACAAUGCAUAUUACCACAAAACUCAGAUCAAGAUUGAAUUGUGGUGGCGUCACUUAUACUGUUCUAGAGUUAUGCCCUUUAUAUAUGGAAAAAUUGCUGAUUUUUUCGUUUCUGUUCUCCAACUUCAGUUUGUCUCAACCAAAUGGUAUGAAACUUAUACACAAUGCUUAUUACCUCAAAAUUCAGAUCAAGCUUGAAUUUGGUUGGCAUCACUUUUACAGUUCUCUAGUUAUGUCCCUUUAUAACGUUAUAUCCAAAAUGGGGCAUCGUCUGUGUCCCAGGGACAAUUCUCCAUUUAUUUAUAAAACUUAUGGGGGGUCCCUGAAGUUGUUUUUGCUGUAUAAAUCUUCAAGUGUAUAUACUAUGUCUAAAAUAUUUUGAUGGACAAGACUGUGUUUAUCAUAUGUUUAUAACUUAAGGUCAGCUCAUGUAUGUUACAAGAAUGAGCAAGCAUGCAUAGUAGGAUUUUAUUUACAAAUAUUUUUUUUUUAAAUCUUGGUCUAAAAAAAAAAUUGUCACUUCAGAGCAGCCAAGUCUGUUCACAUCUCUUAUUCGAUCCCAUUACUACAAGCUUUGUCAGACAACAGAUAAAGUAUAUCAUGAUGAUUGCUAUGACUAGUAGUCUUUUCAUGGCCUUUGUUAGCUGCUAUUAUGAUAUAAGGUUGUUCCAAAGGUAAUAAAAAAAUUGAGAAUGGAAAGGGGAAUGUGUCAAAGAGACAACAAUCCUACCAAAGAGCAUAAAACAGCCCAAGGCCACCAAUGGGUCUUCAACACAGCGAGAAAAUUCCAUACUUUUGUUUCACAAAAAGGAACUAACAGAAAGAUACCAAACAAGUAAUAAAGUGGCAUGACUUUAGGUGUAAUACCACCAAAUCAUAGUACGUCACAUCCGGUUGCAUACGAAAAUAGGUCGAAAAAAAAUAUUCCCUUGAAUUUGACAGUUGUAGGUAAUUGAUCCUACAUUUCAUUGCAGUAAAACAUUUCUGGGUCAUAAACAUAUAUCUUGGGUAUUUCAAAGCACCAUUAUUUUUUUAUUUGGGGUUUCUAUAGAAUAUUUUGGAAACUUGAGGUUACAUGGUUACUAAAGCUUGUACACAGGUUAAGAAAGGGGGGAAAUUUGAUUGGUUAACUUCCAGUGAUGGUUAUUUUCUUAUAUGCAAUGAAAUGUUAUGUGAAUUUUUUUCUAUAGUACUGGACAGGAUAAAACUUUACUCAUGCCAAGUAUUUCUUUAUUUGAAACAAAGAUAAAUUCUGCACAAUUUUUUGAAAAGUGCAAAUUUAACAAAGACUAAUAGGGGAAAAUCAAUGGUGGUAUUACACCUAAUAUGGGAAGCUGUACAUGCACCUUUGACCUUGUGAGUACUCUCAUGUGUUAAAAUUUCUUGCUAUUUAAGUGAAAUAUUACAAAUAAUGAAAUAUUCUGAGUGGAUUGAGUCUCCAAAACACAUUUUAUGAGAAAAUUUCCUUGAAAUAGGACUUUACCAUGAAUAUUAGUUUACAGAACAAGCCAUAAUUAGAGUAUUGGGGAGUUUUUUCUCCUUAUUUCUUAUAUUCUGCUAUACCAGAAAAUUUUUCCUAAGAAAUACUUUAAUAAAUAUAUAGUUUUAAGUAAAUGAAAUUAUUUUAAAAGCAGUAACAACAAAUUAUUCACCAAAAGAGAAGCUUUUUAUGUCCCUCUCUGGAACGCGGCGUAAAUUUAAGUUUUACGUAAGGACUUAUUGAAACCUCCUUGGAGACAGUAAACUUUUAUACGGAUAGUUCAUUCAGCUUGAAUACUUCAAUUAAUCAUUUAUUAUAACAUUUCUAUCAUAAAUGAGUGAAAGUUACCCCAAAAUUUUUAUUUAUUGGCCUAAAAAGUAGAAAUUUUGAGGAAAUUAGAGGUAUAAAUGGACCAAAAGAGACCUUAUAAGGAAGACAAAGAGGUCCAUUAGUAGUAUUUAUCAUCCUAAAGUCAUCUUUUGUAUCAUAUUCAACUGUUUGUAGGCAGAUGAGAUAAAUAUUUGACCAUUUAUUGGUCCACACUAUAUUCUAUCAUGAUGCGGCUUGGUUUGGAUUUUUCGAAGAAAUUUUGCUCGAAUCGCUGCAGAUGUCGUCUUACAUUAUACUAGAUUUUUCUCAAACUAUUGAACUGAUUAUGACAAAACUUGACAGGAAUGCUAGAAAUAACCAGUAUUACAAAGGAAAAAAGUCACAUUCAGUUUAUUUAACAAAAAAGUCUUCUUUAGGUGUAAUACCACCAAAUCAUAGUACGUCACAUCCGGUUGCAUACGAAAAUAGGUCGAAAAAAAAUAUUCCCUUGAAUUUGACAGUUGUAGGUAAUUGAUCCUACAUUUCAUUGCAGUAAAACAUUUCUGGGUCAUAAACAUAUAUCUUGGGUAUUUCAAAGCACCAUUAUUUUUUUAUUUGGGGUUUCUAUAGAAUAUUUUGGAAACUUGAGGUUACAUGGUUACUAAAGCUUGUACACAGGUUAAGAAAGGGGGGAAAUUUGAUUGGUUAACUUCCAGUGAUGGUUAUUUUCUUAUAUGCAAUGAAAUGUUAUGUGAAUUUUUUUCUAUAGUACUGGACAGGAUAAAACUUUACUCAUGCCAAGUAUUUCUUUAUUUGAAACAAAGAUAAAUUCUGCACAAUUUUUUGAAAAGUGCAAAUUUAACAAAGACUAAUAGGGGAAAAUCAAUGGUGGUAUUACACCUUUAGAUAACCAAAAUCAGACAAUUAAUACAGUGGCAUCACUUUAGCUCACCAAAAUCAGACAAAUAAUACAGUGUUAUGACUUUAGCUCACCGAAAUCAGACAAAUAAUACAGUGGCAUGACUUUAGCUGACAAAUAAAUUGAUUGAGGGAAGCAUUACCUUUUUGGUUGGAGUGGACAAGUAAAAAAUAGCUUACAGUCUUUGGAUGUUUGGGGCAGGGGAAAUAUAUAGGUAACUGAUUUGUGUAAUCAAUUCUUCAGAUUUCAACCCAUACCCUUGAAACUUGACAGACAGAUGAAAAACAUGUUGUAAACUUGACAGACAGAUGGCACACAUGUUGUAAACUUGACAGACAGAUGACACACAUGUUGUAAACUUGACAGACAGAUGACACACAUGUAAACUUGACAGACAGAUGACACACAUGUUGAAAACUUUACAGACAGAUGACACACAUGUUGAAAACUUUACAGACAGAUGACACACAUGUUAUAAACUUUACAGACAGAUGACACACAUGUUGUAAACUUCACAGACAGAUGGAACACAUGUUGUAACUUUGACAGACAGAUGGCAGACAUGUUGUAAACUUGACAGACAGAUUGCACACACGUUGAAGUUGUGCACCUGCUAUUAUGGAUUUGUUUGAAUAAUUUUUAUUAAUAUUCUAGACAUAGGAACUUAGUGAUUUCUCACCAAAAAAAUUUCCAAAGAUAACAUUGUUUUUUUUAACCCAAAUCAUUCUAUGGAACUUCAAAGAUAGUUUGAAAACUUAUUGAGGUUGUGAACCUUCCAUUUUGGAGUUGUUUAAGACUUUUUCCAUUUUUAUAUUUUCAUAUUUUAAAUGUUCAGUAGACUAUUCUCCAUUUGGUAAAGAAACAAUCUUUCCAAUGCAACCAAUUGAGUUUUUAAUCCAUUAUUUAAAUAAAGUACUAAAGUUUGAGUCUAGUAAAACUAAGACAACAGAAGCUGUGUGUUUUACCAUUGUUCAUUGAUACAGAAUUUGAUAUUUUAUCAUAUACAUUGUUUUGACUGUGAUUUGAAUUAUAAUCUCAAUUAAUUGAUAUCACCUACAGAUUUAUAUUCUUGCAAAGAAAUCCCUCAGUUAAUUGAUAUCACCUACUGAUUUAUAUUCUAACAAAGAAAUCCAACGAAUUUGUUACUUUGUUGUACACCAGGCUUUAAUUUCUUGAAAGAAACUUUUAUUUGAAACUUUAAUUUUGAUUAUUUAUGAAAGACUCCAAAUUCAUGUGUAAUAAUUUUAUUCAUGAUGGCCAAUUCAAGCCUGGUACCUUCAUGGUAUGGUAAGUUUUGUAACAUAGCUCCUUGAUACUUGCUAGUAUAAUUAUAUGAUUGUUAUUGUAUUGUUUAACAAUGAUUAAAAGUUUCUGUUGCAUCAAAACUUUUAACUUUCUCCAAGCCCAUUAUACUUAUACUUUUAAUCAUUGUAAUACAAUUUAAUGUUCUCAUCUGUACAAAUAUAGAUUUACAAUUGGCGCCACAAGACAAAUGCAAGUUACUGCUUUAACAUUUUGAAGGUUUGUGCUUCUUUUUAGUUACCUUUGCAAAUCAUAAAUUUAAUUGGAGUCAGAUAUUCAAUUACUGGUAUAAAUGGCAGUGUUAUUUUCAUUCCUGUACCUUUUUAGGUAAUUGUGACACAUUCAAGUUAGCAUUUGUGAUCAAUUACGCUUAAACAGUAUAGAAUCAGCUGUUCCAUAUUAAAUGUACUAAGUUAUGUCUUAGACAAUAGAACAUAUGUUAACAAAUGUAGUUAAUGUUUAAUUGUUGAGACACUUUUCUGUUGCAAAUUGUUUAUAACACAAACUAGUCAUCCUUUUUGUUAUCUCAUUAUUCAACCACUAUAUUUUACAUUCUUAUUAUUCAACCACUAUAUUUUACAUUCUUAAACACAAAAUAAAAUUAUUUGUCAUA